Molecule: messenger RNA, 954 nt
Organism: Gastrolobium bilobum
Lineage: Eukaryota; Viridiplantae; Streptophyta; Magnoliopsida; Fabales; Fabaceae
Exons: 5
Coding region: 1-954 (317 amino acids)
Source: RefSeq, a predicted model, not a curated record
AUGAAAUGUAGAGGAAUCGUUUUAAGAAGAGCCUAUGAAGAUAUAUUAGCGUUUUUGAAGUUGAAGAGAAAAGACCAAGUGCAAACUGUCUUCAAUGAUUUUGAUCCUCAGCAUACUGAGCACAAUGGUCAUUUUGAUCAUAUGAGCCUCCUUCCACUGGUUCCUUAUGAGGAUCCCUAUGCUCCUCCAAUUCCAGAUUCUCCAGUAGCAGAUUCUGCUACUAUUGGAAUUAAAGCUAAUAUGUUAGCUAAUUUUGAAGUUAAUGGAGAACAAGUGGAUUACAAAAAGAUGGAAUUAGGAGAUAUGGUGUAUGUUCCUUGGCUAGAAGAAGUUUUCCAUAUUCAUCCUACAUUAAUAGAGUGCCAAAGGAACAAGACUCCCAAGUAUGCAGGUUGGGCUUUUACAGCACUUGGCAAGACACCUUAUUCAAUGCCCAGCUGUCCCACUGAGCUAGAGAGAGACCAAGUGCAGAAAAUGAAGAACCUAGGAAGUAUUGGAAGCAGUGGGAGGCUAUCAGCAGAAGAGCAUGAGGAUGAGGAGAUUUCAAAAUUGGCCAUUUCCACAUUUCAAGCUAAGGAAGAAGAGAUUGAGAGGAAAAAGAUGGAGGUGAGAGAGAAAGUUGAACUUCAACUUGGACGUGCUGAAGAAGAGACAAGGCGCUUGGCACACAUUUGGGAAGAGCUUCAAGUCUUGGAAGAUCCUAUGAGGAAGGAAGUUGCAAUGAUACGCAAGAAGAUUGACUUGGCCAACAAAGAUUUAAAGCCACUAGGACUUAACUACCAGAAAAAGGAGAAAGAGUAUAAAGAAGCCUUGGAAGCUUUCAACGAAAAGAACAAAGAGAAGGCUCAUCUGGUAGCCACACUAAUUGAGCUGCUGACUGAGAGUGAAAGACUGAGGAUGAAUAAACUGGAGGAGCUAUGCAAGACCAUAGAGUCUAUGUCACUGAAACAAUAA